CCGCGCAGGUCCCGACUCCCGCCGCACCUCCUCCGGCUCUGCAGUGGCGGCGGGGAGGCGAGCCGGAGCGCCAGCGGGGCCAGGGCCGGAGCCGAGCCGGGGUCGGGGCUGCAGCGGGGACCCUCGGAGGCGGGGCCAGUGGGACUGCGAUGGGCGUGGAGAUCGAGACCAUCUCCCCCGGAGACGGAAGGACAUUCCCCAAGAAGGGACAGACGUGUGUGGUGCACUACACAGGAAUGCUCCAAAAUGGGAAGAAAUUUGAUUCAUCCAGAGACAGAAACAAGCCUUUCAAGUUCAGAAUUGGCAAACAGGAAGUCAUCAAGGGUUUUGAAGAGGGUGCAGCCCAGAUGAGCUUGGGGCAGAGGGCGAAGCUGACCUGCACCCCCGAUGUGGCGUAUGGAGCCACGGGCCACCCUGGUGUCAUCCCUCCCAAUGCCACCCUCAUCUUUGACGUGGAGCUGCUCAACUUAGAGUGAAGGCGGCAAGGAGCGCGAAGUGGCGGGAGAUGGCUGCUGCUCACCUUCCUAGGCUGCUCUGCCACUGGGACGGCUCCUCCUGCUUGGGGCUCCUGAUCAGCGCUAACCUCACUGCCCCGCGGCAUAAUCCAUUCUCUGCCCAAGUUGCUCUGUAUGUGUUCGUCAUUGUUCACGCGCAUCUUUGCUUAAGGAAACUUCCGUUGCAAAUCAAAACAUUUCAGGUUGUGCAUUUUGCGUGAUGCAUGCAGUAGCCGUUUCUGAUCACAGAACACAGAUUUCUCGUUCGCACAAUCUACACUGCCUUACUUAAGCCAGACACACAAGGUGCUCAGACAUGAAAUGUACAUGGUAUACACAGAGGGACUUGAGCCAGUUACCUUUGCUGUUACUUUCUCUCCUAGAAGUUCUGUUGGCUGCUGACUUACACAAUGUCCUCUUUGGAAAUGAUAUGUAAAAUAAAGGCUCUGUGCUUGACAAA
Suricata suricatta (meerkat) is the source of this 954-nucleotide messenger RNA. It is a transcript of the gene FKBP1B, whose product is annotated as FKBP prolyl isomerase 1B. The coding region runs from base 150 to 476 and encodes 108 amino acids. Lineage: Eukaryota; Metazoa; Chordata; Mammalia; Carnivora; Herpestidae. Gene Ontology annotation, cellular component: sarcoplasmic reticulum membrane. Gene Ontology annotation, molecular function: peptidyl-prolyl cis-trans isomerase activity. Gene Ontology annotation, biological process: regulation of cardiac muscle contraction by regulation of the release of sequestered calcium ion. The transcript has 4 exons. The record is from RefSeq and is a predicted model, not a curated record.